This is a messenger RNA of Clonostachys rhizophaga, 1590 nucleotides long. The record is from the annotation of a GenBank genome assembly. NCBI's taxonomy places the organism in Eukaryota, Fungi, Ascomycota, Sordariomycetes, Hypocreales, Bionectriaceae.
AUGCCAGCAAUGCUGGAGGACCCGACCAGUCCUCCCCUCUACCGAAGAUCUGGGGCUCCCCCAUUCCCCGGCCCCGAUAUCCCUCCGUCUCUCCCCCUGGAUAUACUUCCACGGACCGUGACUCUUCGAGACCGUCAGACAGUGGCUACCAUCGUCCCUUUUGCGUCUUGUCACCAACUCCCUGCUACGCUGCUUGUAUACUUGUGCGAGCAGCUGAAUAAAGAGAUCGAAGGUGGCGAUACGUAUCCGAUGCUGGACCUCUUUGAUCCGGAAGAUUUCGCUAAAUACUGGUUUCAAAACUUUGGUGCUGUCAUGCUAUUGGGAAAUAUCGACGGCCCCCAGGCCGUGGUAGAGGGGAAGGAUUGGGGCAAGGAAUGCCUGGGGAGCUUCUACAUCAAACCCAACUACCCGGGGAGAAGCAGUCACGUCUGCAAUGGUGGCUUUCUCGUGACUGAUGCCUCACGAGGCCGUGGCGUAGGCCGACUUAUGGGAGAGACGUAUCUUGACUGGGCUCCGCGAUUAGGCUACACAUAUAGCGUCUUCAAUCUGGUCUAUGAGACCAACGUGGCCUCUUGUCGCAUAUGGGAUGGCCUGGGCUUCAAAAGGAUCGGCCGCGUCAAAGGUUGCGGGAACCUCAAAUCUCACCCAGAUCGCUUUAUUGACGCCAUCAUCUACGGCCGAGACCUGACGCCCGUAGAGGCAGAGGAACUAGUUAGUGAAGAACGCUUUGACAAGAUCAAAUUCUACCUUAAGUACGGCAAGUAUCCGGACGGCGCCGAUCGCGCUGAAAAGAGCAGGCUGCGCAGCGCAGCGACGCAUUAUAAGCUCCUGGACGACGACAAGCUGAUGCUCAAGGACAAGGAGGUUAUUUCGGACCCCGCCCAGCAGUAUGAGAUCUCAAGAAAUGUUCAUACAGAGCAGCACGCCGGAAUCAAUAAGACCACCGCGACAAUUGCGGAGAAGUAUCACUGGAGUAGAAUCAAAGAAACGGUCAGUGAUGUGAUACGAAACUGUCCCGAGUGCAAGGAUCUGGGUAAAUCGCCUAAUUCCGGCAGCGGGAAGAGAGGCGCUUUUACCAAUAGCAGCAACAUGAACCCCCCAGUUGCCGCAACAGUGACGCUCGGUGGAGGUGCGGAUGACCAUGUUCCUCCGCAGGAAACUCCUGGGAACACCACCCUUCUGGGGCAUCCUCAUGCAAUGAUGCCUACGCUUUCUCAUCCCGACCCUCACCCAGGUUCUGGCGGCUAUGCGAACCCCAAUGACCUAUCGACCGUUACACCAUCUCACACCUUUCACCACAAUCCAAUGCUACAAGGCCAUCACUACUCCGAUCCCCCUGCGGACUCGCAGAUCAUCAAUCACCACCACACUCAUCACCAUGACAACCCGUUCGAUAGUUACCAGGCCCAGGAUUUCCAGGCCCUGUUAAACGCAACUGGGGAUGAUGUAGAUGUGUCAGAACAGGAUGCCGACGCAUCUGCUGUGGACCGAGAUCUGGAGAUGCUGAUCCAACAUGGCGAUGAUGACGAUGAUGACCCUAUGGGAGGACUGGGAAAUUCAACUGAGAAAGACAAGAGGGUUGUGCUAUAG